UGACCACUGUCGGCCUGUCCUUAAAUACUGCAGCACCUAACGCUAAAUCUUCACAUUGAUUUUUCUUUUUCUGGAAGAAGAAGUGGAUCGCGUUAACGAAUAUGUCUGGAAGAGGCAAAACCGGAGGAAAAGCCCGCGCUAAGGCCAAGACUCGCAGCUCCCGCGCUGGUCUUCAGUUCCCCGUCGGUCGUGUGCACCGUCUCCUUCGUAAAGGAAACUACGCUGAGAGAGUCGGCGCUGGUGCUCCUGUGUAUCUGGCCGCCGUCCUCGAGUACUUGACCGCUGAGAUUCUGGAGUUGGCUGGUAACGCAGCCAGGGACAAUAAGAAGACCCGUAUCAUCCCUCGGCAUCUGCAGCUUGCUGUCCGUAACGACGAAGAGUUGAACAAACUGCUUGGCGGAGUGACUAUUGCUCAGGGCGGCGUGUUGCCCAACAUCCAGGCGGUGCUGCUGCCCAAAAAGACCGGCCAGGCCGCGCCAAGCUCCGGCAAGGCAGGAAAGAAAAGCGCUUCUCAGUCCCAAGAAUAUUAAACCAUGACUCGGACUCGUGUUAAUUAACAUCAAAAAACCCAAAGGCCCUUUUAAGGGCCGCCCAAUUUAACUCAAAAGAGCAAUUUCCAUUGUUCGUGUUGUCCCGAUGUGUCUGUGUGCUUUUAUACGAUUCUGAAUAAAUGUCUUAAACUUGA
Molecule: messenger RNA, 685 nt
Organism: Tachysurus fulvidraco (yellow catfish)
Lineage: Eukaryota; Metazoa; Chordata; Actinopteri; Siluriformes; Bagridae
Product: histone H2AX
Exons: 1
Coding region: 102-530 (142 amino acids)
Cellular component (GO): nucleosome
Molecular function (GO): DNA binding; protein heterodimerization activity; structural constituent of chromatin
Source: RefSeq, a predicted model, not a curated record